AAACAAAAUGACAAAUUUAUUUCAACCACACUCGUGGUUUCCAACAAUUUAUGUUUUCAACUUUUCCUAGCAUUACGCUGUACUAAAGAUUUAACUUUGUUCGUUGAAUUUUUUAAUAACACAUGUUGAUUUUAAAACUCGAAUGGAAAACGCAGUAAACUGUGCUUGUAUUGUUGGCAGGCAUAUAACUUUUCAACCAUUAUCUCAGACAAUUCGUAAAGAAAUUGCGGACGUAUAAAAAUAAUUAAAUAUUUUUCUGUAAAUUGUGAAUAACUUGAAAGAAAUACAAUAACCAAUUCGCAAUCUUACUAAAAUAAAGGUAACAGAAAAUUAAAAUAUUUAAAGAGGAAACCGAAAUGGAUUCAAGCGAUUUAAGUGAUUCGAGUGAUUCCAGCAAAUCGAGCAAUUCAUCGAAUGAGAGUAUAGUGUCGAUUAUAUGGAAUGCACCUAAAAUAAAAGUAGCUGAAUCAAGCGAUUUAAUUGAUGAAAUAACUUCUGAAGAAUCCGAAACGACUGACGACUGCGAUAAGGAACAGCUCAGUAAAGAAGCUCUAGAAAUUAAAAUAACUGAUUCAUCAGUAACAAUUGAAAUAGCGAAACCGAAUGAGGCAAUAGAUGAAAACCCAAUUAAAGUAUCAGCAAUAAAUGAUGAUAUAAACGUAAGCACAAACCGUGAAGAAGUUCGACAAAUUCCAGCAACAAAAGAUAUUACAGAAUCGGGAAAACAGCAAAAAAUUUGUGCAGUAACCUCGAUAAAUGUUCCCCAUGUGUGGGAAGCAGGUCGUGGAAUUUGUGAGGCUCUCGGUUUGGAAGUGGUAAAUGAAAUAGUGACGGAAAAGAAAGAAACCGUUCAAUGUGAUCCGGCCAAACUAGAAGCUGAGGAAGCUAAAAUGAAAGACAUUGAACUGGCCAGAACACUAGAGAAACGCGAAAGUUCGAAUGCAUUUUAUGACGCUGAUGCAAGCAAGUCAUCUGAGAAUAAUUUCCCAAAUGCAUCUGAUGCAUCUGAUGCAUUAGAAGUUCAGGAAGAAGAUGAAACAAAUAGUAUGCAUUCAGAAACUGAUACAUUGACCAUGACAGACGAGGCUACGGCAAUCGAUACAUCAACAGAUACGGCAUCAAGUGUAUAUUUAUCUGAAGAUGGCAUGAGUCUCUCACUCGAUGACGAAAUGACGAUGACGACAAUUGAUGACAAAAAUAUUGGGGAUAAAUCUGGAAGUUGGCCACGUUAUUUCAAUGAAAUGAACUAUAAACCCAUGGAGUCGCAAUCAUAUAAAAACAUUGAUUUGGCAGCAGCCCAGAAAAUCUGGAAAACCUUCAAAGAUGAAGACUACGUCAAUGGAUUUGAAAAUAAAAAUACUCGUGUCCCUCUUCGACCAUUUUUCACAUAUAUGAAAGCACCUGAAGACAAGGGCCAAGUGCUAAUCGCACCACCGAAAAUCACAUUGGAACACAUUGUUAGCGAGAUGCUGGAAAAUAAUUAUGGCGCCUAUAUGCAUGUGGAGAUUGGAAAACAUGUCUUCGAUUGCAUACCCAGACUGCUGAAGAUUUAUUCGAAGUGGUUUGAAAGACUCAACAGGAACGUCAUUGAAGUUAUGCUCGACGAACACGAUGUGCCGUCCAAAGGUUUUCGAGCGAUCUACAAAUGGAUGCGCACUCAGAAGACGAUCAAAAAGAAACAUUUGGUCAAGGCAAUGCAAGGAGCCAAAUAUUUGCAAAUCGAUACACUAGAGAUGGAGUUGUGGGAUCUCUUGAGUGAUCCCGAAAUACGCGAGAGGGCGGCAUUUGAUCUGUUCGCGAGUGCCGGCAAUCUGAGCCUUCUUGAUGAUUUCCGUCCUCUGAUGGCGGGUCGCGUUCGCAACUAUUUCUUGCCUCUUGUCGCCAGCGAUGAUUUCGUAAAACUUCAGCCACAACAGUUGAUUGUUUUGCUUAAAGCGACCACACUUGGUGUCAAUUCGGAAAUUGAAGUGCUAUACGCGGCAGUGCGUUGGAUACUCCACAGAACCCAAGAUCGUCUGCCUCAUAUGCAAGAAGUCAUGCAGUCGCUGCGAUUCAUCUAUAUGCCAAUGGGAUUUUUGUUUUCUCUACGCGGUGGUACGCUAGGGAAGGCAACCGAUGACAUCAAUACGCCAGACUAUGUGCUCUUGGAGUUUAGCAAGGAUCGCAUAUUACAAAAUCGUUUAUCUGAAGCCAUGUCCUUUAUAGGCAUGGAUAUGCAGGGUGAUGAGGAGACGGACACGGAUAGCGAGGGCUUUGGAAAGCGAGCACUGGCCAGGAAACAGGAGUCACCUCGUCGCUGGAUUUACUUUCCAAUGUGCAAAUAUCAUAUGCCAUACGUUGUCUAUCCCUAUGCACAUCACUUCAAGUAUGCUCAAUUUAUCGAGUUCAUUAGCUCGAUGCAGUUGGAUUGGAUGGCCGAAGCGAAGUUUGUUAAUUCAGAGCAUGACAUUGAAGCCUGAAAAAGUCCUAAAAUAUUGAUAUGUAAAAUAAAAUAAAGCUUAAAAGAAAUUCAAA
This is a messenger RNA of Drosophila sulfurigaster albostrigata, 2514 nucleotides long. RefSeq lists its product as uncharacterized. The coding region runs from base 357 to 2459 and encodes 700 amino acids. The transcript has a single exon. NCBI's taxonomy places the organism in Eukaryota, Metazoa, Arthropoda, Insecta, Diptera, Drosophilidae. The record is from RefSeq and is a predicted model, not a curated record.